Selaginella moellendorffii is the source of this 2391-nucleotide messenger RNA. RefSeq lists its product as uncharacterized. NCBI's taxonomy places the organism in Eukaryota, Viridiplantae, Streptophyta, Lycopodiopsida, Selaginellales, Selaginellaceae. The record is from RefSeq and is a predicted model, not a curated record. The coding region runs from base 528 to 2234 and encodes 568 amino acids. The transcript is spliced from 2 exons.
AUCGCGCCCGUCAAGCCCGUCUCCCUCUUCUCUCUUUUCUUUUGCCAUCGCCAUUGCCAUAGCCGGAAGGAAAGCAGUGAAAGAAAAGAAUUAACGCCGCGGUCUUGUGCCCAAAGCUCACUCACAGCUGUGGAGCAUUUGUUGGAGCGCGCUGUCUCGCGACAGAUCUCUCGGAUCUUUGUCCCAAUUCUCCAUCCCGGUCGCGUUUUCCAGCGGCGUUUCGGAGGGCGGCGCGGGAGCUCUCAAAUCGGCGGGCAUUCCUCUCAUCUCACAGGUUCUUGUCUUCGCUAGCCUUGCUCGCCCAGAAUCAAGGAAAGCGAAGAAGCUGGGAGGAGCGAAUUGGGUCUAUCCAUGAAAACAGGCACCAGGGGGAAUCUGGCUUGGGUGGUCGGCUGCUAGGAGGUGUUUGUCAAGUGGGUUGUGGCCGGAAUUGGAGAUGGAGCUCCCAGAUCGCAGGAGAGAUUGAUAGGUCGGCCAAAGUGGAGGUGGGUUUUCGCGGCUUGGUUGCUUGGCUCCACACAGACCCUAUGCCUGGGGUUAUGGCCAACACUGACAACCAAGGCAAUGUGGUGCCACAGCGAGACCCUUCGCCCGAGCUCCAGCGGCAGCGAGGGAAGUGCUGGGGGAAAUUCUGGUGCCUCGGCUCCUCCCGGAAGCGAGGAAUGCGAAUUUGCCCCGCGAGACAAGAAGGCCCGGCGUCGGCCACCAAUGCAUGGACAAACGGAGCUUCGUCCUCCACCGCCGCCAACCAGUUCGUCGGCCUCUCGCCAUCGCUGCUAGCACCGCCAUCCUCCCCGGCGUCCUUCGCAAACUCGGGGAAUCCUUCCACGGUGCAGUCCCCCGCCAGCUUCACCGUCUCGCUCUGCGUCCCCGCCGCCAGCUCCUGCUCCCCGGCCUUCGACUCCACCGCCACCAUGUUUACCAUCGGACCAUACGCUCACGAGACGACGCUCGUCACCCCGCCAGCUUUCUCGGCCUUCACCACCGCGCCGUCCACCGCUCCAUUCACGCCGCCGCCGGAGCUCGCGCACCUCACCACCCCGUCCUCGCCCGACGUUCCAUUCGCGCAGCUCUUGACGUCGCUCAAGAACAAAGGCGCGGUGGCGGGAGGAGCGGCGCCGCCAUACUCGGCCUCGCCGUUUGCGUCACCCGACUACGUGUCCCGGGGCGACAUGCAACCGUCGUAUCACUUGUAUCCCGAGAGCCCGCUCACCAGCCUCAUCUCUCCGGCCUCCGGGGUGUCCGAGUCGGGGCCUCCAUCGCCGCUACCCGAGCUCGAGUUCCCGGCAGCCAUCACUGCGGCCAAGGCGGCCAAGGCCACCAGCGUCCGCUUGGCUGUGAGCUUGUGCGACCGGCGAGCUGUGAGACUGGGACACGAGACGCCACGGUCGCUGGACUCCAACAAUCACUCGAGGGAGCUGGAGCCAAUCAAGAUCUUGAGUCCUCCGAGGGGGCAGUACGAGGAGAGGUGGUGCUCCAGGACGCUCGACUCGUGCUCCACGUCGAGUAACGCUGUUGCUGCUACCAAGUCGAUGGAGGAGUUGCCGCGGCGGAGUCAUUCGUGUGGUGGGAUCGAUGAAGUGGAGCUCAAGAGAUCGCUGUCACAAGUUGGAGCUCUUCCGCGAGGUGGAGACGAUGACGAUCGGGCUGACGCAGAUGUAGAUACGAUGGUGGUGGAGGAUUCGCAGCAGCCGACGUCGGCUUUGCUCAGGGGUGGCGACGAUGAUAUCUCGGACUCUCUCCGGGACGAAGAAGGAAGAACAGAGAAGAACAACGACCUUGCUGCUACUGCUACUGCUGAGACAACAACGCAUUCUCGGCCUAUCGAAGAAGAUGGAGUUGGAGUUUGCUCGUCUUCUUCAUCGUCUUCUUGUUUGGACAAGUCGGGUGAUGUGGAAGGAGAACCGAAGAGAUACGAAGAACAGGCACUCGAGUCGCCUCGAAGCGACUGUGGGAUCGUUCUGGAAGUGGAGAUCACUCCGGACGAUCUCGUCAAGGUGAACAUCACAGGUGCCAAGAACAAGAAGAAUGGCAUCGUCACCAAGAAGAAUGGCUUCCACCACCACCACCACCACCACCACCACAACCAUAACCAUCGAAAUGGUUUUGUGGCGAGCUCCAAGUCGAGCUGGGAAGACUUGGACGCCAUGUCUGUGGAUUGCAUGGAGCUCAACCUGGCCGAUAACACCAUCAAAUCGCCUCUCAAGUCUUCUCCCACCAUGGAUUCAUGCUAAAGUUUGUGCUUGUGGUAAGCUCUCUCUCUUUUCUACGUUUUCCUUUCUUCUUUCAAACAAGACAUCUUGGAGCUCGCAAGCUAAGUAGAUUGGCGCUGUUGAUUCCAGCCCCUCCUGUUAAUUAUUUUCACAGAAGCAACUAAGUUUUUUUUUUCUU